GGCGCCACAACCAUUUCAAAAGUUAAAAACAUUUCAGCAGUUCAGUGUUCAAAUUUCAACGAUAAAAUUGAGAUUUCACUUUGGUUGAAGAUGUGAAACAAGAGGAUAUUCAGAUCUAUGUGAUAGGAUUACACCACCACAAGUGACACAAUCAAUCUAUCUCAAUAUUGGAUUAACAGAAUUGUGAUGAAACCACCAAAGUCUGGGAUUAUUCUUCGGCCUGUAAGACCACAUGUUUGGACACUAAUAAGCUAGACAACAUGGCAGAUAAACAGACUCCAUCAGGCACUAGUAUUGAUUCUAGGACAUCUGUAGACUCCCAAGACAUCCCGCUGACAAGGCCACGUAAAAGUCGCUCAACCAUCAAUUUGAAUGCAGCUGCUUUGUUAACAGAAAGUGACAUUGCUAUCAUCAAUGGCUCAAGUGAUGCAGCCAGUGCAAGUGAGACUUCUCUCAACCAACACAGUAUAGAUGACUUAGCUAUGGGGAAACCUACUGGGGCUCUGGCACUGAAGAAGAGUCGCUCAAGCACCAUACACAAGUACGGUUUACCAAAGAAGGAUACCUCUAUUGUGUUAGAUGGACGAGAUAGACAUUCACGUGAUACCACAUUCAACAGAGGUCCAAUGAAUGGGGGACCUAGUCCACGACAGUCUAUCAGUGAUGCCAGCAUGAGUUCAUACAGAGGCAUGUCACCAGACCCAGAUCAGCAUUCAAGGUCCAGUACUCCUGCGAGUUUCAGAUCUACUUCUACACGACGUGCUGGAAGUGGGACCCCCGAUAUACGGUCAUUCCUUAUUGAAAAGCGCCUGAAUGAGGAGGUUAUUGAAAGUCAACUACGUAAACUCCAAGUGGAGAAUUCCAGUCUUACCACAGAGAAUAAACUUCUCAAGGAGAAAUACAAUAGAGCCCAAAGUAAGAUCAGUAGUCUUGAGUCCCAUCUUCUGAAUGCACAGUCAGAAGCCAGCCAUAUACAGGAUUCUCUUAGUCAUGAAGUGACAGAGUUCAAGCGACACAGCCGCAGUGAAUCUGAGAAAGAGCGGCAGAACUUAGAUCGUCGAGUUGCAGCAUUAACAGUUGAGACGGAACGCUUAAGGUUUGAGAGCACAUCAUUGGAGAGACAGCUAGAAGCAGCCAAAAAAGCAGCUGAUACAGUCCGCAGUGUGUCUGAUAAAGCCAGAGUGAUUGAUGUUUAUAAAAUUGAAGUAGAAUCCCUCAAGGAGGAAAUCAAGAAAGUGAAGCUGCUCCUCCAACAAUGUGAAGGUGAUAGACAGAUUGAGGUAGAACAUAGGAAGGAGUCAGCACAGCAAGUCAUCAAACUGGCAGAGAUGAAGAACCUGCUACAGCAACAAGUGGAGAUGAAUGGCUCUCAUAUGGCAGCUGAGAAACAGGUUAGAUCUCUCGAGAAGAGACUUAAGAUCACUGAGGAAAGACUACAUCAAGAGAGAGCAGACAGGGCUGGAAAGUUAUCACAACUAGAGGAUAAACUCAUCAAUGAAAAUGCUAGAUUACAGGUUGCUGAAAAAGAAUCUAAAAGACAAUUAUUAAGAGAAAAAGAUAGGACUAAAAAUUUAGAACAUAAAAUCAAACAUUUAAAGGAUGAAUGUGAUAGGUUAAUGGAAGAGGUUCCAGAUCGCAGAUCACCAGGGUUACUUAGCAUAUACGGGUCAGCAGAAAAUGGUUAUAAAGGUCGCUGGUCAUCAAUAGUCCAUGACAACAGAAAGGUUUCUGAGCAAUAUGAAAUGAUUAAGGAUACUCUACAAAGAGAUGAAGGCAUUAAACCAUCCAAGGAACAAGACAUUGUUGUGUGUAUGUGGGUACGCAAACAGCAGGCUGUUAAGGCACUCACAGAGGUGGAGAACCAACUUAAAGAGUUAGGGAUUGAACGCAAUAUUAAAGAUAAUUUAAAGAAACUAGGGACAGACAAAGCCAGUAUGGAAAGUAGGCUAGCUCAAUUACAGGAGGCAUUAGAUGACAAUACACAAGCAAAAGUGGAAUUAGAAAAAACAUAUAGCAGUAAAAUAGGCGGUAUUAUAGAAGAGAAGCACCAACUAUCUGCAAUGGUGAAAAACUUAGAGGAUAAAUUAAGAGGCCUUCAGGUGGAGAAUGACUCACUGAAACACUCUGUGGUGAGUGGCUCUGGUAGGAGCACCCCAAAGGGAGUCAACAGUUCUGGACAUUAUGAAGUUCAAAUAGAAAAAUUAACAAAUGACAACCGGACAUUAACAGCAGACCUCCACCAACAAAUACGCAAUAUAAAACUUCUAGAGGGUGAACUUGAAACUGUCAAGAGCCAGUUGGCUGCCAAACAUCAGUCUCUAGAGGAAGCCCUUGAUGAACUAGAUAAAGCAACUAACAGGAGACUGACAGAUGAUGAUGUUAAUGAUCAGCGUCAGAUCAGAAUUGAUCACCUUACUGCUGAGUGCCAAGGACUAAGAGCUGAGGCAAAACUCUGGCAGGACAAAUGUAGCAAUGCAAAACUGGAGCAAUCUCAACUUGAAGAAAGACUGGAAAUCCUUACUACAAAAAUUCGCUCAUAUGAGGAGAAAAUACGCAAAGAAUCUUCAUCAUUUGGAAGCUUUGAAUCUCAAAAACUGGAGUUGGAGAAUGAGGUACAUGAAAAGGAGAUCCAUAUCUCCAAGGUAACAGCUCAAUACAAGGAAACUGAGGAUGAGUUGCAACGUGCUAAACAUAAACUGCUUCUUGAACAGGAGGCCAGUGCUCAACUUGCAGAGGAGAUGGAGAAUCUGCAAACAGAUUUACGUCAAGGUGCUAGGGUUGUUGAGAGACUUCAGGGGACAGAACAGACAUAUAAAACUGAGAUAAUGUCACUUAAGGAAAAUCUAGAUGCAGCCAAUAGAGAUCUUACUCAGCGAACUUCUGAGAUUCAAUUGCUCAACAUAGAACUUAACAGACACAAAGAACUAGUCACAAAAUAUCAACACGAUCUGGAUCAAAAAGAGUCCAUGAUUCAGAAACAACGUCAGGAAUUACUUUCUGAAGGGCGGAGGAGUACAGAGGCGUACAGCGACCACAGAGUGCGCCAGGAACAUUUGGGAGAAUUGGAGAGAAAAAUACAAGCCUUAGAGGCUGAUAAGUCAACCCUACAGCAUGAGCUUAGUAAAACCAACCCAAAUAUUGAGCGUGUUGUGCGGGAGAAUGCAGAGUUGAUGGGCCAGAUGAGGGAACUGAAGCAGCACCUGGUUGGGGAACAGGCAAAUAUCUGUCAACUUAACAAAGAUAAAGAUGACAUACAUCAGAAGCUGCAGAUGGCGAUAGAGGAAAGAGAAAGUUACAAGCGAGAGAAAGAGAUUUUAGAGGUUGACCUUGCUAAGAGGCAGGCUACAAUGGGAGAGACACUUUGCAAGCUGGAACUAGACUCUAAAAAGGCUCGUGUAGACUAUGAAGCCAACUAUAAAAAUCUCAGUGCAGAUGGUAAAAGGCUUGCUAGUGAAUUGGAAACGACCAAGAGGCUUCUCGAGGCCAAGGAACGGGAAAUUGACUUUCUCAAUGAUACAAUUGGUCGACAGAAACAAGAAAGUGAAUCUCUAAAUCGUAAGAUCGAGCUUCUUCAUGACGAGAAUGCCCAGAAUAGGAAUGAUCUGGAGAAAAUCACCAAUGAUCUUACAACAAAGAUGAAAGAAUUAGGAUCUGCGAAAGAUGUAAACCAGCAGUUGAUCAGAGAGAGGAGUGAGCUACAAUUUGUUAAGUCUCAACUUGAGUCAGAAGUCAACAAGGAGAAGAAUGAACUCAACAAAUCGAGAGAUGAAUAUGACUCAACACAUAGAAAACUUGAAAAUGAACAAGAAACACUCAAAACAACUGAGAAAUUACUGCAUGAAAAGGAGACUCAGGUGGUUGCCUUGACAACAGAAUUAACGCAUGUAAACAAGCAUGCUGCUACCCUAGAGACUGAGUGUGACACCCUGAAACAACGGUGUGAGAAACUGCAUGAUGAUAUGCUGAACUUGACCAAUGUGAACACUGCUUUAGAACACAAAUUAUCUGUUGAGAAAUCAUCAUUAACAGAAGAGAGGACAAAUGUAGGCGUGACCAAAGACAGCCUGAAUGAAUGCCAGCAGAAACUAGACAACCUCAGACAAGAGUAUGAAAUAUUGGCAUCUAGCUUGGACAUGGAGAAAAAAUCAGUGGCCAGUCUGAAGGAUAAAUGCCAAGUUGAGGAAGCCACUCAAAUGAAACUGGAGGAGAGAUUUAGAGGAGUACAAGUGGAGAAUGAGACACUUAGAGCACAACUUAAAGCAACUAGGGAACAGAAUGAUCAACUAAAGAAAGACAAACAGAACCUUAAUUCAGACAUGCAAGAAAUAGUUGGCAAACUGUCUGAGAAGGAAUCUCUAGUGAACCAACUACAGGAGAAAUGCAACCACACAGUGGAGUCUGUUCAGAGAGAAUAUGCUUUAGAGAAAACACAUAUCACCAAAGAGAAAGAAAGUGUUGAAGAAAGAUGUUGCAGAUUAGAGACUGAAAAACAAGAACUGAAUGAGAACAUUAAACAAAAAGACACUCAACUAGAGGCAUUUGGGAGAACACUACGUGAACUUGAGGAAGAAACAAAAUCCAGAGAAUCACUUGAGACUAAAACACAAACUCUCCAAUCAGAUAUCAAAGAAUGUCAGGAAGUAAUCAAUAAUUUGCGCACAGAGAAUGUUACUCUACUAGAGCGGGAAAAACACCUUAUGGAUUGCCAAGAGAAUGAUAAAGAGACAAUUACUGACUUAAGAGCUCAGAUUGUAAAUCAGCAGGAUGUUGUGGAGGAAAAGUUAAGCACAUUAAGGAUGGAAUUGACAUCAACUGGUAGUAAAUGGGAUGGCGAGAAGUCUGAACUCAGGGAUAAACUCAAUAAGGCUACUGCUGAACUGAAAGCUAAUGAAGUUGCACUUAGCUCCCUGAGGGACACUAAGGAACACUUCCAUACAACUAACAAGUCACUGGAGAAGACACUAGAUGCCCUGAAGGUGGAACUAAAUGAGGCCAACACUAAUUGGAAGCUUAGUGAACAGAGGGUUGACACACUGAAAACUCAACUAGAUGAACUCAGGAUCAAGAAGCUGGAAGAUGAAGAGAAAAUUGCCUCAUUGAAGACAAGCAUUGCUAAACAGGAAUCUGACUUAAACGUAGAGCGAGAGGCAAGUCGUAAACUACAGGAGGUUCACAGAGAGCUAGAAGGCACAUGUUCUGCACAAGAGUCCCAUUCACAAGUCCUGCAGGACCAGAUCUCAGCUAUGCAGGGUGAGCUAUCUAAUUUAAAGCAGAAACUGACUACACAGAAACAGACUCUAACCAGUAAGAAUAGAAGCAUCAGCCUGGAGCUGAAACAACACAGCGAUGCAUUUGAAAAGGAUCGCAAUAAAUUACUUCUCCAGGCUCAACAGUUGUCUGUGGAUUUGGAACAGGCAAGAGAACAAGUUGCGAAGAAAAAUCGAGAAAAUCUCAAGCUUCAUGAAGAGGUGCUGGCAAUUGAGGAGCGUAUGAGGGAGACUUGUACUGAACUGAAGCAGUAUAGAGACAGUUUACAGGUUGAGAGGGACACCCAGGAACAACUGAACAAGAAGAACCAGGAAUUAGAGAUGGAAGUGAACCGACUGAAGCUGGCCAUGAUGAGCAAACAUGAAGAUGAUCUGGACAGUAGUGAUCUAGCCUCAAAGGCUGAUGUCUCUCGUAUGCUGACAGAAAUCACGCUGCAACUAAGGAAUCAAAUGAAUGGCACACAAGGCACAGAUAGUGUUGAUAGUAAACUCAUAGAACAGUAUAAAGCAAAGAUUUCUGAGCUUGAAUCAAAAUUAGCUAGCGAGACGGCAAUGCUGGAUGUGAUGCGUCGUCAACUACAGCAAGUGGAUGAUGACAAUACAAGGUUACGUCAACAGCUGUUGAGUAAAAGGAAAAUUAACACUGGAUCUGACAGUAAUAAACGCUCCAGAAGUAGAAUGGAGGAAAUUGGAGAGAUUAUUAUGAGAUCACAAUCUCGGGCAGCAGCCAUGUUGUCGGCAGGACAAUUCACAAUAGAUGGCGACCCAUUACAAACCAUGACACCUUCAAGGGACUUUAAUGCUUCAUUACCCAUGUUUGCUUCACCAAAUCUUGAAGCACAAAUGAAUGACUUCAAUGGAAGUUUGCCGUUUACCUCGAAUAAUAUGUUCAGACCACUGCACACUGCUACUCCUACCUCAGGUCAAAAGCCUGCAAACUAAAUUAAAUGGAUAUUACUCACUAUAAUUUGUUAAAAGUACAGCCAAUCAUAAAUCUCAUCUAAUAAUUUAUUUCAAUUAGCAGCUUGUAUAUCUGGUCCUUCUCAGUAUGACGUACAGCCCAAAAAUGCUCCAUUCAUUUUCUGGGACUGUAUGCAAGACUGUUCUGUACUCCUACUGUAUCUCAGAAAGUUUAGAAUUUCUGCAGAAAUUAGAAAUUAUUAUGUAGUUUAAUUGCAUUUACAUGAUUAUAUUUCUUACUCAUAACUUGUAAAUUACUUGCAACGUUGACAAAUGUAAAGAUAAACAACAGUGUGUUAUCUCAUAAAACAAAAGUAUUUUAAAUGUUAUAUACAUUGUAGUGUUAGGAAUUGUGUGACCAUUUCCAUGGUGCCAUUUACAUGUAGAGUACAUGUAUAAGAACAGCCGUCCAACUAUGCAUUAUUUCAAAUAGGUGCUCCAUACACUAUAGGUGUAAAAGAUAAACAUAUAUAUGAGAAGGCCAACUAUUUAAGAAUCAAACAGUACAGUAUGAUCAUGGAGGGAAUUCAUCAAAAUCAGAUAUCUGACUCUGUGGAAAAAGUGUUGUUAAUUUAAAUCUAGGUUGAUCUUUUACACCUAUAAUGUAAAAAUCCACGUCACUAUGCAUAGCAUAUUCAGUCACAAAUUGUAAAUAAUUUUCAUACUGUAUUCACAUAUUGUUCAUAACUGUUUUGUAGUACUAUUACAUGUACAUGUAUAUUUUUAUCCAAUCCAUUUAAAAAUUAUUUAUGUACAUUGAUUUGUUGUUAAUUAUGAUACUUAUUGUCUGUGAGUUCUAGUUCUAGUGUAUGACCUAACUGUGUGAUGUUACAAGUUAAAAAUCUGCCAAAUUGUACAGACAUCACCAAUAUUUGUGAAAAUAGCCAAAAAAUGUACAGACCCAAAUUAAGGAAUGCGUUUAUUAUUCUACCAUUUAAUGCUUUUAAACCUAAUAAGUUAACAUUUUAAUGACAAUGUUUCAAUAUUUUGAUUUUGCAGAGGCAUGAGUGCUUUUUUUAUAUUAUAAAACAGUUAUAUAGGCCUACACAGUUUGCCAUAAAUUCCACAUGGUCUUGUUUAUUAUGUAAUUUAAAUUUAUGUAUAAUUAUUGUCACCAUGUUGACUUAAAAAUUGUGAUUUGGUUAGAUUUGUUUAGCAGUACAGUAUAUACUUAUAUUUACUGUGUUUUAUAAUAAUAUACGUGUAAAAGUGUUUAUUGUCUUGAUUUUCAGUAAACUACAAAAUUUGGUUAGUGAUGUCCAAAUGGAAUAAUGUAUAUCCAUCAUUGUAUUUGUUAUAUAUUUGAGACUGAACUUGUGAAAACUGUAUCUCACAUAAAAAAAUCAAAAAAGAAAGGUUUCUACAUGUGUAAACAGGGUUGUGUGAUAUAAAAACUGUUACUCUUUUUAAAUAUCCUCAUAUUAUUAAUUAUAAUCUGAAUUUGAAUAAAUUCCUUAUUUAUUUUUCAUAAAAUAUUACAA
Molecule: messenger RNA, 7708 nt
Organism: Owenia fusiformis
Lineage: Eukaryota; Metazoa; Annelida; Polychaeta; Sabellida; Oweniidae
Source: the annotation of a GenBank genome assembly